Aethina tumida (small hive beetle) is the source of this 711-nucleotide messenger RNA. Its product is annotated as proto-oncogene tyrosine-protein kinase LCK-like. Gene Ontology annotation, biological process: protein phosphorylation. The record is from RefSeq and is a predicted model, not a curated record. The coding region runs from base 24 to 626 and encodes 200 amino acids. The transcript has 4 exons. Gene Ontology annotation, molecular function: protein tyrosine kinase activity; ATP binding. NCBI's taxonomy places the organism in Eukaryota, Metazoa, Arthropoda, Insecta, Coleoptera, Nitidulidae.
AGGUCAAAGCGGAAGUUUCUGCGAUGCUAACCUUAACCCAUCCAAACAUCAUGCCUGUUAUUGGCUUUAAUUUGGAACAUGGUAUUAUUCUCACUGAAUAUAUGAGAAAAGGAAGUUUGUAUAACGUGUGCACUGAGAUGCAAAGUACAAGUCAACUGCUUAAAUAUAUUUUUGAUGUAACUAACGGACUUAAAUACAUCCAUGGUAAAAAAUACAUUCACAGAGAUUUGGACACUACAAAUGUGUUUGUUGAUAACCAUAAUAACUGUAGGAUUGGAGAUUUGGAAAAUGCUGUUUUUAUAGGAAAUUCACAAAAUUAUAUUCAGAAAGGGAAAUUUGUACAGAGUUAUCAUUACCCAAAGGAAGCUUUCAAUAACCAAAUAUUUUCGUAUGCAAGCGACAUUUACAGCCUGGCAUAUUUGGUGAUGGAGGUUUUGUUGUCUCCUAGAGUCAAAGCAUCUGCAAAAAAAAAAUAUUAUGUUUCUGAGCUUAAGAAGAUUUCUAAUUCAGAAAGAUGUCCAGACAACUUAUACCAGAUUGUUAUGAAAGCAUUAUUACCCAAUCCCCAAGAAAGGCCAAUCAUAGAAGAUUUUCAUAAUGUGGUUGAAUCAUUGUUGAAUGAUUAAUUAAUUUCUUCUUUCUUUUAAAAAGACGAAUCAUAUUUAUGUUCACUUUUAUUAGCGUAACAUGCAUUUUUGUUCAUACAUUACG